Podarcis lilfordi (Lilford's wall lizard) is the source of this 3308-nucleotide messenger RNA. The record is from the annotation of a GenBank genome assembly. NCBI's taxonomy places the organism in Eukaryota, Metazoa, Chordata, Lepidosauria, Squamata, Lacertidae.
CGAGAGCGAAGCGCCUCCUUCGGACUUUUCCUAGUUGCAACAUUUCUCCUCCCCCACGUGGUGGCUCCUGCGCGCCUCCACCAAUCCGGGGGCUCCCGGAGCCGACCUUUGUGGCUCGAGAGCCAAUCAGAAGGAGGAAAGGACCAAUUCGAGCCCCGCCCCUCCUGGGGAGGUUAUAAAAAGCGCCGUCAGCUGCUCUGGCCGAGUCAGAAUCCGAUCCGCCGCCGAAGCAGCGCCUGUGCUGGACUGGAUCUUAAUUUCUCUUUUUGUGCAUUGUUAUUUUUCCUCCAGCACUUUGGAAAUCGCCUUGUUCUUCCGCUGGGAUUUAUUCGCAGGACCUUCUGGAUUUUCUGGCUUGUGGGGAAACGUUGCUUUGCUGGAAGAAAGGAAGGAAAGGAAGAAAAAACCCACCAAUUUUUCUGGCAUUACCUGGACUGGUUUUUUUCCCCCCUUUUGCGCCACUGUGGAUUAUAAUUGCAACAUGACUCUGGAAGAGCUGGUGUCUUGCGAUAACACAGAAAACAAGUAAGUUUGUGUCUGGGGGGAAAAAAAGUGGAGUGGAAGUUUCUGCUGUGGAUUUUUUUGCUCCUGGUGCCAAAAUCUCAUUUGUUCUCUCCCUUCUUCUCCCCAAAAAGGAUGAAGUCAGUAAGUGAAGCUGUGGAGCAGCUCCUGGUAGCAGCCCAGAGGCAGGGGGCCUUGACAGUUGGGGUCUACGAGUCUGCCAAACUCAUGAAUGUGUAAGUCAUUUUUUUUAUUGCAUUUUUUCUGGCUCCAGUAAGUGACUCUUGUGGUUUGUGUGUGUGUUUCAAAAGCAAGGCUUUGUCUGUGCCGCCAGUUUAGUUCAAAUUCACAGGGCGUGCGAAUCGUUGCUUUUUGAAACAUACAAGCAACUAUAUUCAUUUAUUUUCAGAAAUGGAUAAAUGACGUUGCAAGGCGGGGGGGGGAGGCAACUUUGAUUUGCAUCUAGGAAAGCCAAACCUUGCAACAAUAAAAAAGUAAAAAACAGAAAACAAAAAGUAACUUACUUAUAAUAUGUAACUAUAGAAAUAGAUGGAAACAGGUAACUUUUAGUAUAUACACUUUUGUAACUAAAAAAUAAAGCAUGUAGCUUUUUAAUGGGCAACUAAAAUGCACAUCUUCUUAAUAGGUAGCUAAGAUUGUGUAGCUUUUUAAUAAGUAGCUAAAAUAAAAUAUGUAACAUUUUAAUAGGUAGAUAAAAUAGAGUGUGUAACUUUUUAAUAGGGGGCUAAAAUGAAGCCAAAUUUGCAAAUGGGCUAAAGGGAGCGGUGGAGGCAGGGAACGGCCCUGGUUUGGGGCUUGGGCUGGAAAGAGCCGCCCUUAACUCUCCUGCCGCUUCCUCUCCCCAGGGACCCGGACAGCGUGGUCCUCUGCCUGCUCGCCAUCGAUGAAGAAGACGAGGAUGACAUUGCCCUGCAGAUCCACUUCACGCUCAUCCAGGCCUUUUGCUGUGACAACGACAUCAACAUCCUGCGUGUGUCCGGCAUGGAGCGGCUGGCGGCCGUGCUGGGAGACGGCUCCCAGGACACCGCGGAGCCACAGGACCUGCAUUGCAUCCUGGUGACGGUGAGUUGAGCUGGCAGCGCCCACGUGGCCCUGGCAUGCCCGAGGUUUCCUGGGACGGUGCCAGGAGAGGAGCUGCACAUGCGGGACUUGCCUGGUCGGGAAACGGGGAGGGUGCAGGCCGGGCGCAAGGAGCAUGGGGAUCAAUGGAGCGCACCUCCGGGGGUGAAGCCAAACUGCUGUGUUAGCACCACCAAAGUGACCCUCUGGGGCACAAGCCUGGGCAGUGCGUCUGGAGGUCCACCAGUGUGUCUGGUUCCCCCCACAGGGGGAAAUGCCCAGCCUGCAAGCCUUGGCCUUGCCACAGCAGGGGAGAGAUGGGUGCUUUCACGCUGCAUCCUGCAGUUUAAUAGUGUUUUGUUUCUUAAAAAGAGAAGUUCUGGAGGUGGACAAAUGUGAGGGACAGCUUUGGGGGAGGUCGGCCAUCAUGUCCUGGCCAGCCGCCAUGGGAAGGGGGCAUAUCACCCCAACAUGUCUGGGGGGAAGGGAAUAGUCUGUUGUCUCAGCGCCAUUUGGGGAACUGACAAGCUCCCCUGACUGGCCCAGAUCGGAAUGUCCUUCCUCCUCCAGGGAGGGGAGGAAUUCCUGAAAUGUCAUUUUUGCUCCUGUGUGUGUGAGAGAGGGAGCGCACAUGCGCAGUUUAGCCCAGCCAGAUGUGAGCUGUGUAAACAGCACUUCCUGAGCUGCCUUCUGGAUUGCAAGAUGGGGGCAGAAUGCUUUUCUUAUUAUCUAUUUACCAUGUUUAUAUGCCCUCCAGGAAGAUACAGGCCCCUCAAGGUGUCAUAUGCAGUUCUCCUCCACUCCCUCUCUCAGUCCCCACAACACCCCUGUGAGGUAGGCUAGGCAGAGAGGUAUAGUAACUGCCCCCCCCCCAGCUCACCCCCUGAGCUUCAUGGCCAAAUGCAGGGAUUUGAACCCUGGUCUCUCCUGGGUCCUUGUAUUCUGACAUUCUGGACAGGAUCUUGUUUUUGCAGCUGGAGGUUUCAUGUGUCUUCCCUCCCCCUCUCUCCCACAGAACCCGCACACGGAUUCCUGGAAGACCCAGGGCUUGGCAGAGGUUGCCAGCUACUGCGAAGAGAGCCGCUGCAACAACGAGUGGGUGCCCUAUGUCACCCUCCAGGCUCGCUGAGCCGCCCCACGAUGCCACCUUGCCAACUGGGAAAAAUAAACCAAGAAGGGAAGAGAAAGCGUUCUCUUUUGUUGUUGUUGUUAAGAAAAAAACUAACCGAAACCACGACUGGCCGCCCCAGCAGAAGCUGAGUGGUGGGUGGUGAGUCAGAGAGACGAGGCGAUGGUGACGAGAUGAUCUCCGAGGAGGAGGAGGCGGCGGCUGCCUGGUGACCUGCUGACUUGCAAGCUCCUGCGUCAGCUGACUGCUCAGCAGGAGGAGGAAGAGGAAGAGGAGGGCCGCGCCUUCCUUUGUGCUGCCGGGAAAGGGAUCUGCUGCCUUGGGGAGGAUUGCACAGACGCCCUCUUGCCAAGAGAAAGGCAGACGGAAGCAGAAUCCUUAGCAUCUGCGGGACAGCUUUACAAAAAAAAGACAGUUUGCAAAUGAACUCCUUUUUUAAAAAAUUUAAAAAUGAACUGGAUGCAGAGAAGUUCUUAUUUAUCUAUUUAAGAGAAAAAACACGCAAAAUGACUUUUUUGCACUGAGAGAGAAUCAAAUACAUCUAUAUAUUCUUAUAUGUGAUUUUAAAAGCUGCAAUAAAAAAUUUUGUUACCUUCUG